GGAGAGAAUGAGUACUAUAAUGGUUAAAAUACCUUUUUAUCCCCAGUUUUUAUGAUUAUUACAGAUUAACCCUUUCUUCGUUCACCGUUGUGUGUUCCAAACCAACGGUGGCUCUCAACCUGUUUCACCAACUGCAAAGUACAAUUUGGUGUUUGAAUCUCUUCAAUGGCGGCUUCCUUGUACAACUCCACCUGCUGCAUAUCCCUACCAAACCCUACCAAACACACACGCUCUUUCUAUCACCACUUCUCUUUCAUUUCCCACCCACACACAAACCUCACAAAUCCUCUCUCCUUGGUGGCCGGUAACCGAGAGAGAGGAAUAACAAUCUCACCGAAAUGCCGUGUGCUCAAAGACGAAGGAGUGAAUGGGAGUGCGGAGGACGAGAGCUACAACUAUGAGGAGGACAAGCAAUUCGUGCGGUGGUUCCGGGAAGCAUGGCCUUACUUGUGGGCAUAUCGCGGUGGCACAUUUGUUGUCAUUAUUUCCGGCGAAAUCGUUGAUAGUCCUUUCCUGGAUCCCGUUAUCAAGGAUAUAGCUUUUCUUCAUCACCUUGGAAUCCGGUUUGUUCUUGUACCAGGGACCCAUGCUCAAAUUGAUCAGCUUUUGUAUGAGAGAGGGAGUGAGCCUAAGUACGUUGGUAGGUAUAGAAUAACUGAUGAUGAAUCUCUAGCUGCUGCAAUGGAGGCGGCUGGGAAAAUAAGGCUGCUGUUAGAAGCAAAGCUUUCACCUGGACCCGCCAUCUGCAACAUCCGCAGGCAUGGUGACAAUAGUCGUUGGCACGAAGUUGGUGUCAGUGUUGCCAGUGGUAACUUUCUUGCAGCCAAGAGAAGAGGGGUUGUCAAUGGAAUUGAUUUUGGGGCAACCGGGGAAGUUAAAAAGGUAGAUGCAUCUCGCAUGCGUGAGAGGCUUGAUGGUGGUUGUGUAGUUAUUUUAAGCAACUUGGGCUACUCCAGCUCUGGAGAAGUACUAAAUUGCAACACCUACGAAGUUGCAACAGCUUGUGCCUUGGCUAUUGGAGCAGACAAGCUAAUAUGCAUUAUAGAUGGUCCAAUACUCGAUGAGAGUGGACGCCUAAUUCGUUUCUUGCCUGUUCAAGAAGCAGACAUGUUAAUUCGUAAACGGGCAGAGCAAAGUGAAAUAGCUGCUAACUAUGUGAAAGCUGUUGACGUUGAAGGUUUCAACUCUUUCGAGCAUAGCAAUAUUAAUGGGACAGCCCAAUCUUCAACCAAUGGCAAACCUUUUACUGGGUUGAAUAAUGCAACCUUUCAUAAUGGUGUUGGUUUUGACAAUGGAAAUGGUCUAGGGUUUGGGGAGCAAGGUUUUGCUAUUGGAGGUCAAGAGCGACUUAGUCGAAUGAAUGGUUACCUGUCAGAAUUGGCUGCUGCAGCUUUUGUUUGCAGAGGUGGUGUUCAAAGAGUUCACUUGUUGGAUGGCACUAUUGGUGGAGUUUUGUUGUUGGAAUUGUUUAAAAGAGAUGGCAUGGGAACAAUGGUAGCUAGUUGCAAUAUACUAUCUGCAUCAGCGCGGCAGAUUAUUCGUGAUGUUUUACUUGAAAGACGUUUUUCAUUUUCCUAUCCGUCAUUUACAAUUUGCAGUGACCUAUACGAAGGCACUCGGAUGGCACAGAUAACGGAUCUUGCUGGAAUAAAACAAAUCAUUCAGCCUUUGGAGGCAUCUGGCAUAUUAGUGAAGCGGACUGAUGAAGAGCUACUAAAAGCGCUGGAUUCCUUCGUUGUCGUUGAAAGAGAAGGUCAAAUAAUUGCUUGUGCUGCACUUUUUCCUUACUUUGAGGAGAAGUGUGGCGAGGUAGCAGCUAUUGCAGUAUCUCCUGAUUGUCGAGGCCAAGGACAAGGAGACAAAGUGCUUGAUUAUAUCGAGAAAAAAGCAUCAUCGCUUGGAUUGAAUAAGCUUUUCCUACUUACUACUCGGACGGCAGAUUGGUUUGUGAGGCGUGGAUUUUCAGAGUGUUCAAUCGAUGCUAUUCCCGAAAGGCGAAGGAAAAUGAUCAAUCUGUCUCGCAAUUCCAAGUAUUAUAUGAAGAAGCUUCUACCAAAUACAAGCGGAAUAACUGUAGGAAAAAUUACUGCAAAUUAGCCCACUUUCUUUUCCUGCAAGAUGUUAGGCACUUACUAGAUAAUAAUAAUUAGUAAUAAUCUAUAUCGUAUGGUAGAUGGAAAUUCAGUAUAUGUAACAGGUCUUCUCCAUGUAUCCCUUAGUUUUCCAUUGAUAUUCACUGUUAGUAUUUAAUAUUUAAUUAUUUAUAUUCAAUAACCCUAAUUUAGCCUUAAAUCCCGUAUUACCCAGAAGCCAGAAUUCAACUAAACGCAAUUAGUAUCAGCCUUCCAGCGUGGUUUAGAUUUGCUUACGUAAACGCAUGCGGUUAUUGGGUAAAACCGUUUCUAAGGUCGCAAUCCAAUUUGGAAGAUGUUUUGAUUCUUCGACCAAAUAUAUUGUCCUAC
Molecule: messenger RNA, 2462 nt
Organism: Arachis duranensis
Lineage: Eukaryota; Viridiplantae; Streptophyta; Magnoliopsida; Fabales; Fabaceae
Product: probable amino-acid acetyltransferase NAGS2, chloroplastic
Exons: 10
Coding region: 166-2097 (643 amino acids)
Biological process (GO): L-arginine biosynthetic process
Cellular component (GO): cytoplasm
Molecular function (GO): L-glutamate N-acetyltransferase activity, acting on acetyl-CoA as donor
Source: RefSeq, a predicted model, not a curated record